Messenger RNA from Aegilops tauschii subsp. strangulata, 1377 nucleotides. RefSeq names its product aquaporin PIP1-1. NCBI's taxonomy places the organism in Eukaryota, Viridiplantae, Streptophyta, Magnoliopsida, Poales, Poaceae. Gene Ontology annotation, molecular function: channel activity. Gene Ontology annotation, cellular component: membrane. The record is from RefSeq and is a predicted model, not a curated record. Gene Ontology annotation, biological process: transmembrane transport.
CCUCAUCACCCUCCUCUCCUCGCCCCUUUCCAUAGCCACCUUCCUCUCCUCACUCUCUCACUCACCCCCGCUCCUGCCUUUAUAACCCGCCUCUACUCCACCACCUCACAGCCCACAGCUCACAACACACCCACCGCCGCCGCUGCCUCAGCUUCCCCUUCCCGGAGCAGCCAACCAGCGAGCAAGGGAGGGACAGAACAAUGGAGGGGAAGGAGGAGGACGUGCGGCUGGGCGCCAACAGGUACUCGGAGCGGCAGCCCAUCGGGACGGCGGCGCAGGGCGGCGGCGACGACAAGGACUACAAGGAGCCGCCCCCCGCGCCGCUCUUCGAGCCCGGGGAGCUCAAGUCCUGGUCCUUCUACCGCGCCGGCAUCGCCGAGUUCAUCGCCACCUUCCUCUUCCUCUACGUCACCGUUCUCACCGUCAUGGGAGUCUCCAAGUCCCCCUCCAAGUGCGCCACCGUCGGCGUCCAGGGCAUCGCCUGGUCCUUCGGCGGCAUGAUCUUCGCGCUCGUCUACUGCACCGCCGGCAUCUCAGGAGGGCACAUCAACCCAGCGGUGACUUUUGGGCUGUUCUUGGCCAGGAAGCUGUCCCUGACCAGGGCCAUCUUCUACAUAAUUAUGCAAUGCCUAGGGGCCAUCUGUGGAGCUGGAGUGGUGAAGGGCUUCCAGCAGGGUCUGUAUAUGGGCAACGGUGGCGGCGCCAAUGUAGUCGCCAGUGGCUACACCAAGGGCGACGGCCUUGGUGCUGAGAUCAUUGGCACCUUCGUCCUGGUCUACACCGUCUUCUCGGCCACCGAUGCCAAGAGGAAUGCCAGAGACUCCCAUGUUCCUAUCCUGGCCCCUCUGCCGAUUGGGUUCGCGGUGUUCCUGGUCCACCUGGCCACCAUCCCCAUCACUGGCACCGGCAUCAACCCAGCGAGGAGCCUUGGGGCUGCUAUCAUCUACAACAGGGACCAUGCCUGGAACGACCAUUGGAUCUUCUGGGUGGGCCCCUUCGUGGGCGCUGCCCUGGCGGCCGUCUACCACCAGGUGAUCAUCAGAGCGAUUCCGUUCAACAAGAGCAGGUCCUAAGCCGCCUCGCCUCUGCUACAGAAAGCCGAUCGGGAAUAACGAGCUUCUUUGUGAUGUCCUGUUUCGAGCGCCUAGUAUCGCAUCCGCCGUCGAUUAUCCAUCUCGAUCUCCUGAAGAUGUUAUCUCCUGCCUGAAUCCAGACUCGCGUGUAUUAAGACUCCAGUGUGACAGUUGGGUGUGCUCUUAUUGUCGUGGAAGAUUUAAGUUAUAACCUGUUUGUUGCUGUGCUUUCCAUUUAGCUACUCCCGUUGUUGCAUUUGGAAUGUUGACAACAGUUCUGAUGAUAAGAUUAUCCUGGAUGUUA